AACUAGCAAAUUAUAGAAAUAACACACUACUGUAUUGCGUUGAUCCAAAUCCGAGUUGAAGAUCAGACUUGCCGCGAGGGAAUGCGAACCAGGGAUACUGGCAAAAAAGCGGAUGUAUUAGAUCAGAUAUUGGAGGCGUUUAGGGAUUUACAAUGAAUGUACAGAACGAAUAUAUUAAUAUUCCGUAAAUGGCGAAAUUACGGGCAUAUAUAAAAGCUGAUGUUGAAAAACAUGCACAAAAACGAUUGCGAGUUUCCUUGGAUUGUUCUACUGAAAAUUAGUAGACCUUUUGCCUUGUAGUCUGAUAUUGGAUUUCUCCAUGUUUCUUAAAUCUACUUUUGGAUAGACUUAGCUUGCAAAUGAUAGUUUCAUGAGGAUUCAGGAUUCACGACGUAGAUCACUGUGAAGUAGUUGGGGAGUUAACACUUGUAAAGAUAGCAUCAAGUUAUUUUUGCGGAACAUAUACGUCAUUGUCCAGUUUUAUUUCAUGUUCAACUGCAGCGAUGUGAUAUUGCAAGAUAUUCUAUAUUGCGUUGAUGGAAAAGAAAAAUAACGUGCCACUUAUCAAAAGAUGAUGUAAACGCUGUAUAAAUUGGUGUAAACAAACCAAUUACUGGGGUAACAUUAAAGUGCAUGAACUUUGAAAACAGAAUGUAGUUGAACAGCAUUGAGAAUAUCUGAUUGUUGUACCAUGCAUGUAUAAUAACGUGGAGUGAACAAUAUGGAUACACAAAUAGUCGAGCAGAGCCAAACGGUCCUAGAGCCGAUAGACACUAGAGUCCCGAGGGAUGUUCAGUUAAGGAAUCACCAUAUCGACCCUAAGGUUUAUAAAGAGGUGCUCAGGAGACGUAGGAAGGAACAAGCCUGGGACUGCUGCAAGAAAUUCACAUCAUUCUUAUUUUCUCAUAUCGGGCUAUGCGGCCUUGUGGUGGUGUACACCAUCAUGGGGGGCUUCCUCUUUGAGGCGCUCGAGUCUCCGCAUGAGAUAAAGGAAAAACACAAGAUGACGCAAAGUAGGAACACGUCACUGGAAGAGAUUUGGAAUCUAGCGCUACAGUUACGAGAGAAGAAAAAUAUUGAAUAUAUAGAGGAUGAAAAACGUAUAUUUGUCUCAAACUUAAGUGUUAUCAUACGUGAUUUCCAGGUACUGGUAUAUACAGCUGCCAAGGAGGGCGGUUGGGACGGUAACGACGACAAGAGGGUCUUGCAGUGGUCCUACGCCGGAGCACUAUUAUACAGCAUAACUGUCAUAACAACAAUAGGCUAUGGUCACAUCGCUCCCAAAACAAAGGCUGGCAGGUUGAUCACGCUCAUAUACGCCCUUGUAGGGAUACCUCUGACAUUUCUCUACCUCAGCAACAUUGGUCGCUUCCUCUCCCAUUGUUUUAAGAUCUUUUACAAGAAGAUAUGCUGUGGUGUAUUCUGCUUGUUAUGCAAAGGAAGGUGCUUGGGCCGGGGCAAACAUAAGGAGCAUAAUGGUAUCCCAAAUAUCAAAUAUAUCCCCGAAGAACAGAAAGUCAUCGAGGUUUAUGAAGAGGAGGAAGGAGACGAUAACAUCCGGGUACCAGUGUCUGUGUGUCUCAUUCUCAUGACAGGUUAUAUUAUAGGUGGCGCUUGGUUAUUCUCACAUUGGGAAGAUUGGGAUUUUUUAACUGGGAGUUAUUUUUGUUUUAUAACUCUAACGACUAUAGGGUUUGGAGACAUAGUUCCAGGCACAGAAACAGACUCUUGGGCAGUAAAGGAGAAACUUGUUCUGUGUGCAAUGUAUUUAAUUCUUGGAUUAUCACUGCUAGCCAUGUGUUUUAACCUGAUGCAAGAAGAAGUAAAGGAAAAAUGUAAAUGGCUUGGCAUGAAAAUAGGCUUAUUCCCUGACCCGGAUAAGGAAUCACAAGUGUGACGUCAUAUCUUAAUCGAAUACACGCAUUUACAACAUCUAAUAAAAAAUUUAAAAUGUAUGUGUCCAUGUAUCAACCAACAUAGCGUCGUUGGAGAUCAAUUCGGAUUUGAUUGAUUCGACACCAUUCAACACGUGGGAUGCUAUGUUGAAGAAAAUGGGUGUACUGUAUUUGUGAUCCAUGCUAGACAGGCUUUAGAACAAGGCAUUCCAUGCCAUACAGGUCGAUACAUGUAUUGCUAUAUAUCGUGUGUCGCAAAACGCGAGACACCUCUUGACAAGUGUUUUCUUUGCAAU
This is a messenger RNA of Owenia fusiformis, 2191 nucleotides long. NCBI's taxonomy places the organism in Eukaryota, Metazoa, Annelida, Polychaeta, Sabellida, Oweniidae. The record is from the annotation of a GenBank genome assembly.